This is a messenger RNA of Cylicocyclus nassatus, 3555 nucleotides long. Lineage: Eukaryota; Metazoa; Nematoda; Chromadorea; Rhabditida; Strongylidae. The record is from the annotation of a GenBank genome assembly.
AUGGCUUCAUCUGGAGCAAAGAAUAUCGCAGAAAACAGAGUUACCUACUUCAAUGAUAUGGGUUAUGACCCUAAGGCACUUGAAGAUGCUUCUGACACAAUCCGCUGGAUGGUUCAGGGAGCAACAGACUAUAUCGGAGAUGCUAAGAACUGGAAUGAAGGCUUCAUCGGAGCACUCACUGGUCUUCUGGGUAUGCCUGCAAGACGUAUCAGAAACUGGGGUGGAGGUAUUAUCGGUGAAGUACAGCAGGCCAAAGCGGAGAAGGUAGCUUCCCAGAAGGCUGCUGAUACUCUGAAUAAGCUAGUGAACUCUGAUAAAUUCCAAAACGAUUGGAGAGGUUAUAUCAGACACCUUGCUUAUGAUGAUCAAAUGCUAGAAGCUACACAGAAUGAUGAUAAGUAUGCUUGGCACACUGCUAAUGAUAAUCAGUUAAUUAGUGAUGUGCUGAUGUUCGCUGAUGCCGGAAAGCUUGAUGAUCUCUACGAGUUCAUUGACAGUCAGGCCUCUAUCAACAUCAACGAUAAGGACGCUAUCGAUAAGAUACGUGCAUUCUUGAGAAAAACUAAGGAAGACGAUAAUAUUGUUCUUGCUAAUGAGACAGAUGAGAAGAUACUUGAACGUAUAAAAGAGCAGGCGAAGGAUAUGAAGGACACGGUAGACACCUACCGAAAGGUAUUCGAAGAUCUUGCUUCAGUUGCUCCUACAGAUGUUAACUCUGAGAAGUUCAAGGAGAUGAUGUUCACUACCAUGCAGCUCCAUAAGUUUGAAGAACGAUUUAUUUCUACUCUUAACAAAACGGAAGCGUUGGUAUCUCCUGCACUCAGGGCUAGAUCGGUUGUUCGUGCUGACGGAACUAUAGAAACAGAUGAGAAUCGACUGAAAGAAAAUUUCCAGUUAGUCAAGGAACAAUUUCAUCAGGCAAUGGCAGGUAAUGUCAAGACUUCUAUUAUGGACUACUUGUCUGAGGCAGAGCUUAAUGCUUGGCUAGACAAUAUAGAAGAGGAUCUUAAAGCCCAGGAGAAGAAGCUUACAGGUGAAGCAGCGGAUAACACCAGUAAGGCUAUCAAGGCAUUACAAGAUAUGCGUAAGAUGGCAGAGGGUAGGCGUUCUCUCCUCAGGAAGAUUGUAAGCCUUCGUAAGAUGACUAAUGAGGAGUACAAGGCUCAGAGCAAAAUUCCUGAGACUGUUGUGGAACAGGCAGAACAGGCAGAUACUAAACAGGAGACUACUAAUCUCAAGAGUGUAGAUGAUGUUCGUGUCGAGUUGCUCAAGCGUUCUGGAAACAAAGAGAAGAGCGACUACAUUAAGGAGCUUAAAAAGAUACGUUCCUCAAAUAAAGCUGUUGACGAGUACUUUAAGAUUCAGGAACUUAAGAACGAUUACAAUAAAGUCAAGAAAGAGCAGAGGGCAUUGCCUACCACUACUCUUGCUAUGGAGACACGUAUUGUCGAGAGAAUGUUCAAUACAGGACAGUCUGUCGAUGAUAUCCUAUCCAUGAGAGAAGAACUUAUCCCUAGCUUACAGGAACUCAUUGAUGAUCUGAAAGAUCAUGUAACUGUGUUUAGCGGAGGUAACAGCAGACCUGAUUUGCUUGAAGCCUGUAGGGAUGAAGCUAUUCAGCAUGUUACUGAUAUUAUCAACGGUUUAAGAAGAGCUCGAAAGCUUACUGCUAUUGCUAGGGCUGCUAGUGCAGAAGUUCCUCCAGUAGAUGAUCCUAUAGCAGAUGCUUUUGACAGAGAAGGUAAGCCUGCUCCUUCAGAUGUGGAUGCACCUCCUCCAGCAUCUGAGGCUCCUACUGGUACAGGUAAACCUGCUACUCCAGCUCCUGCCCCUGCUUCAGAAGUUCCUGAUUUCUUGAAGCCUGAGCCGGCUGACACUUCUGACCUGGAGCCGCCUGUUAUUACAACUCCUCCUGAUCUCCAAGGCGAGUCUACAACAGAGGGCAAGAAAGUCGAGAAAGCUAUUGAGGCAGCUACUCAGUUGAUGCCUAGGCAAUAUCCUGAUGAGGACGGUUAUGCCAGAAAUGAUGGUAUAGGUGUAGGCUUCUAUAAUACGGCUGUGCCUGAAAUAGCUCCGAGGAGUAGGAAUGCUCUCAUUGAGAAAAAUAAGCAACGUAAAUUUGGCGAUAUAGCCAAGAUGAAGAUAGAGAUGCUUCCUGAUGAACUUCCUGGAUAUGAGGAAACCUGGAGAUGGCUUAAAGACCACGGGGCCUUUGAAACUAUGGAUACUGUGAGCAAAGGAGACAAGGUAUUCUUUGUCAUAGAUCCGAUUAUGGAAGAGUAUGACGGAGAGCCUCAGAUUCUUCUCUGCACAGGUACCAGAGAAAAUCCUCAAGUGUUCAAUAUCCUUAGGAAGAGUUCUCCCAAGGAUAAGCCUUGGAAGGGACUGUCUGAAUUACGGGCUGAUAUUUUGAAAGAAUAUGGGGCCCACAGAAACGGAAACAACAGUAAUUCUAAGUUUGUAUACUCGAAGAAUUCUACUGUAUGGGUACCUGGAUACUCCGAGAAUGCUCCGAUUAUUGCUAUUGGAAAGAAUGAUGAGAUAAUCCCUGUAAGAGGAAAGGUUAAUCCUGACCUGCUUGAAGCGUUUAAAUCCAAGCUCAUGUUUGAUGCUUCUCCUGACUCAUACAGAGGAAAUCUAUAUUACCUAGCUAAUGGAGAGAUAGCUGGAGUAGGGAAAGGGUAUAACAUGUUCAUCCCUAUUCGACUGAACGUAGAGCAUUAUAAUCCUGAUACUGCGGACAAUUCAGGCUAUGCUUUCGACCAGGUCAAUGCUUGUUAUGAGAAGCUUGUUGAUAUGGCUAGGAAGUUUGCAGAGGAUCCCGAGAAGUAUGACAAGGAUGCCAAGGAUGCCGUGCUGAAGGAACUGAACAAGUACUUGGAUAUUCAUGGUAUGAAUGUCUCCUUCGGUUUGAUGGCAGGCAAACUCCCUGUAGUAAGUCUAUACUCAUUUGCAGAUAAUUAUGCUAAUGGAACUUACAAGAGGGAUAGUAAGCCUACUCUUUUCGGGCAGAUACCGGCGAACAGUAUUACAGCUGAGACACUGAAAGAGUUCUUCUCUACAAUAUCUACUCCUACUGACGAGGAAGGACAUACCAAGGAAAUGCUGAAUAACGGACUGCUGACUACUAAUGCUGACUCUCUGAGAGCUCUUGGAGCAGAUGUGUAUUUCGAGCCUUAUAAUCCUGAGACAGGAAAGUUUGAGAACGGACACACAGCAGAAGAAAUUGCUGGAGAUCCUCCUGUAGCUGAAGCACCGAUUGCUGCAGAAACCUGCUCCUGCUUCAGGGCUCUGGAGUUCAUUAAAGGUCGUAACAUAGUGUCAACCUCAUUACUUCAAAAAUAUUUAAGUCUAGGGUAUGCUAGAGCAGCUAGGAUAAUAGAUAAGCUAGAAGCUGAAGGACUUAUAGUUGCCAAAGCUAGUCCUACGGGAAAGUUCUUGUAUCAGGACUUAACCCAUGAUCAGAAAAAAGCUCUUGAAGCCCAAGGGGUAGAUGAGCAGCUGUUUGAUGAGCUGCCUCUGUCAGAUCAAGAAGUACUACUCCGUUGUGCAUAG